Messenger RNA from Laccaria bicolor S238N-H82, 903 nucleotides. RefSeq lists its product as uncharacterized. Bases 1 to 903 code for a protein of 300 amino acids. Gene Ontology annotation, cellular component: mitochondrion. The record is from RefSeq and is a predicted model, not a curated record. NCBI's taxonomy places the organism in Eukaryota, Fungi, Basidiomycota, Agaricomycetes, Agaricales, Hydnangiaceae. The transcript has a single exon.
AUGAACUCUCGUUUGCUUGCGCGUCUUGCCAUUUCAUUGGGUAGGAAUCAGGCAUCCCAAGAACUCAGAUGGAUGAAUCAUGCAAUCUCCCGUGGACAUACAAACUUGUCGCUCGAAGACAUGGUCGCUCGUCGAGCGCUCGGCGAGCCCCUCCAAUACAUCUUGGGUACAUAUCAUAUGACCCUACUCUUAUCAUUUUUGACUUUGGCGACAGGUUCUCAACCUUUUGGCCCACUCAAUCUCCUCACCCGUCCCCCAGUCUUGAUACCUCGCCCGGAAACUGAGCAUUGGGUUCUUAACCUUGCAGAGUCCUUAUCGCCCGCCGCACAAAAUCCCAUCUCUCUUCUCGAUCUCGGCACAGGCUCGGGAUGCAUACCCCUCCUUUUGUGCCAUCUUUGGCCACCUGGAAGUGUGCAUGCUUGUGGUGUUGAUAUUUCCCCGCACGCUAUGCGCUUAGCGACCGACAAUGCAGCUCUUUGUGGCAUUCCACAAAAUGCAAGCGCAAUAAGCCCUCAGAAUACCUUUAAAGCCACCUUUGCCAACUUUCUCGCCGACCAUUUCCCGGUCGGCGGUUUGCGGACUGCCCUCCCUUUUGACGUCAUAACUUCCAAUCCGCCAUACAUACCAUGGGAAGAGUACAUUAACCUACCCCGUUCCGUGUCAGAUUAUGAAGACCCUAAAGCCCUUUUCGGGGGUCCGACAGGGCUGGAGUUCUAUCACGCGAUUGCGCGGUUCUUGUGUCGCAAGGGCGUGCUAAGCCCAAAUGCUUUAGUGGCGCUUGAAGUCGGCCGCGAACAAGCCGAAAAAGUUGAACAGGUUGUUCUUAGCACCGGCCUCUUUCGCCACACAGAAAUAUGGCUGGAUCCAUGGGGAAAACAACGGACAGUUAUAGCGCGCAUGUGA